Molecule: messenger RNA, 1119 nt
Organism: Penicillium chermesinum
Lineage: Eukaryota; Fungi; Ascomycota; Eurotiomycetes; Eurotiales; Aspergillaceae
Exons: 4
Coding region: 1-1119 (372 amino acids)
Source: RefSeq, a predicted model, not a curated record
AUGGAUCCCUACAAUCGUCCCCCCUCAAUGACUCUCUCCCCCCAAUCUCAAUCUCAAUCACCGGUCACUCCGCAGUCCAGCGUUUUCCGGCCCCGCCGAUCCGAAGACUGGCACGAGUAUCGCGAGACGAUCGAGCAACUGUAUCGCUCCGACCAACUCAAACUCCGCGAUGUCAAACGCAUCAUGGAAAAGGACUAUAAGUUCUAUGCCUCAGAAAAGCAGUAUAAAGAUCGCCUGGCCGCGUGGAAUGUCCGCAAGAACAUCAAAGCCGCCGAGGUGCAAGUCAUGAUUCGAAAGAAGCAAAAACGCGCUGCCCGAGGCAAGCAGACAGCCUUCCGCAGAGCUGGCCAGAAUGUCGAUCCCAAGCGCAUCACUCGUUUUGUUCGUCGUUACGGCUCGACAUGGGUGAAGAAUCGCGAUAAAGACGCCGAGCUACAGAGCCCGGAGCCCACUGCAGGCACCCCAUCGGACAUGUCCUGCUAUACUCCUGAGCCCGAGGAGGAGGUAGCCACGCCCGUCUCACCUCCCGAUCUGGCAUCUCCCUCGCGGGAGACGCCGUACCCCAUCGGUUAUGACCAAAAUCAUCUCGAAUCCAUCCCCGAUCUGGUGAUGGACGACGACCAUGCCUACUCCAUGUCUUUGCACAAUCAGCAACGCCGGGCCUACCACCCUUCAGAUCCUGUCGCCCACUCCAUUCACCAGGGAGUCCAUGUGACGCACCCGGCCAUGCAUCUGGGAUCGCAUCCCACCGUUCAUCCCACCAUCCACGCUCCGGCGCCUCCUCCCAUCCACCGGGCGGUGCACCCACCACCAAUGAUCCAUACGACCAUGCAUCAACCAAUCCACCAACCAAUCCACCCUGUCCAUCCCUCAGUCCGUUCCCCCAACCACCCAGUGGUCUCUCAGAUCCCCGCCUCGGCACCCCUCCAAUCCCAUCACGACGACGUGGAUGCGCCAGGCGAGGUAACGCAUCCGGAUGACUGGAACCGGCUGGACGUCUUCCAGAAUCGCCUGACGCGCCUCGGUUCCACGCUCGAGGAGAGCAUGGCGAAGUGGGCCUCUUCGCGGGACCAGGAUCCCAAUCAAGAAGUCCCGCACCAUGAGGGACUCGGACUGUGA